Diachasmimorpha longicaudata is the source of this 3474-nucleotide messenger RNA. Its product is annotated as proto-oncogene c-Rel-like. Gene Ontology annotation, biological process: cellular response to stress; positive regulation of transcription by RNA polymerase II; inflammatory response. Bases 1044 to 3020 code for a protein of 658 amino acids. The transcript is spliced from 5 exons. The record is from RefSeq and is a predicted model, not a curated record. Lineage: Eukaryota; Metazoa; Arthropoda; Insecta; Hymenoptera; Braconidae. Gene Ontology annotation, molecular function: DNA-binding transcription factor activity, RNA polymerase II-specific; RNA polymerase II cis-regulatory region sequence-specific DNA binding. Gene Ontology annotation, cellular component: cytoplasm.
GUUUCCAGCUGUGAAUGACAGUAAUUUCUUUUCCACCGCCCGGCCCAACUCUUGGAUGUAAAUACUAACAGUAGCACAUCUUUCUCCUGCCAACUCCUAACUGACAAAUAUAAGAAUAUUUUCAUCCUCACCCAGACAGCAUUAUCUGGAUCAGUGUGCCUCAGGGGAUAAUAAAGGAUUACUUAGUGCUUCUAAUAGCGGAUUAGGGCUCACUUCUUCGUCGCCGACUCAGCAAUCGAAAAUCAUGAAACUAAGUUGACAGACGCUCGACACUGGAUACCUAUAAGUCUAGGUUUUUCAUUCAUGCACAGUUUGACACGCACAGUGGUGGGAAAAUAUUGUUUCAUUGCAGUUUUACUCCUUUUCUUCUGCUAAGAAUUUCACAGAGUACUCCAUUGAUUCUUCUAACAUCACACGAAGAGGUCAAAUCGGCUAAAAUUACUCAACCGUUUAGCAAUAUAAUUAAUGUAAAUUUUCUAAGCCUUAACAUAGUUAAGCUUUGACUUUUCCUAUAGUUUAUUAUCCGUCGGAUAUUUUAACAAAAUCGGUCAAAGAAUGACUAGAAAUUUCGUAGAAAUCCCAGAAAAUUGACCAAGUUUUUCCAAUUUUUUUUUGUGUGUACUGUACUGCUCAAGUUGAGUUUAUUCAUACUACUUUAAUGCGCUAUAGAGGGACGUAUUACAAAGCCUCAGGUAUCCAAUUUUGCCCAAAGGUACUCAGGAUUCAUUUCUACGAAGAAUGAUUGUUCUAGAGGACGACAAGGGGAGGGGCACAGUGAAUAUUGCAGGUGCACAUCACUGAGGGAUGUUAAGGCAGGUACACACCUUACCGUAGAUGGCAAUUCAACCUGACCCUUACUGAGCCCACUCCGGUGAAUAAUAAGGAAUCCUUUUAAAUCCCCUUCGACCCACUACUCCCACCUUGUAAUGAAAAGGUAGGGCCAUGGGCCUAACUAUCCAGUCAGAAUUUACCUCGUCUUUAACACGUACACAAAUGGAGUGAUAUUGUGUCACCAAGGUCUGGAUCACAAUUAAGUUUGAAGAAUGGAUGCUAAUGGGAAACCGUACAUUCAAAUACUGGAACAACCAGCCAGCAGAGAGUUUCGAUUUCGUUAUGAAUGUGAACGGCGCUCACAUGGAAGUAUACCUGGAGUACAUACCACCGUCGUGAAGAAAACCUAUCCGAAGAUCAGGGUGAUGGGACUGACCACAAAUGCCUACGUUAUUGUCUCUUGUGUGACUAAAGAGCGGCCCUACAAAGUUCACCCUCAUCGUCUCGUCAGUAGAGACAAAAGUUCGAAUCAUGGAGUUUAUGCAACGAUAGUGCGGCCCGACAUCGACGAAGUUGAAUUAAAAAAUAUAAGCAUUCAAUGUGUCAGGAAAAAAGACGUUCAAAAAUCUCUCGAUGAGAGGAAGCUCAUUCGAGUGGAUCCAUUUGAACAAGGCUACGCUCAUGCUGAGGAUCCAGGAUCCAUUGAUCUCAACGUAGUGCGAUUGUGUUUUCAAGUCUACCUCUAUGAUCCCGUCACUGAGAAGUGCACAAUUAAACUCACACCGGUUGUGUCUGAUCCAAUUUAUGAUAAGCAGACAGCCACGAAUCUAAAAAUAUCUAAAUUGAGUAGGAAGGCGGCUUCGGUCGCUGGAGGCACAUUAUUGACUAUAUUCGGAUACAGAGUGGUAGAAGACGAGGUGAAAGUUCGUUUUUUCGAGGUAAUAGGUGAACACCUCGUUUGGGAAACCUUACAGGAUCCCAUUCCAAGGGAUAAGUACCAGGAUCAGACAAGGAUUUCUGUCCUUAUACCUCCCUACACCUGCGGAGACAUCAAGAGUCCCAUUCGCAUCUUAAUCCAACUCACAAAGCCCUCGACUGGAGAAGCUGGCAAAGCCGUUCCCUUCAUAUUUCUUCCUGUAGAUUAUGACACGGAUGAUGAAGAGACUGGAGUAGCUGAUACUUCCUCGAAGAGGAAAAGGCCUGUCAUUGAUAGCUGUGACUCGUUGGAGGUCUCUAAUAUCCUACCACCAUGUCCCAUCGAACCCCCAAAUCUGCCACCGUCUCCAGACACAACCAAUCCAGACUCAACUGUGCCAAAUGAAGAGAUUGAACCAUCCAAAUGCCUGGACGAUAUCCCCCAGGAGAAACAAUAUGUAUAUUCCAACAAAACUUUAAAUGCUGGAGGAUUCGUGAUGCCUUAUCACAAGCGACCAAAGUAUUACGAGCAUCCACCGUUUCCAACGGCUCCACGUGUACCAUAUCAUCCAACAAUGUACCCCCCGCACUUUGGGAAUUCUAAUAUGUAUCCAAUGAGUUUCAACAAUCCGCAGUGCAACUGCCAGUACUAUCCACCAAUGCCAUCGCAUUGCAAUUCAGUUCAAUUAUGUAUGCCGCAGCCCUCUUCUUAUAUGGUUCAGUGUCCACAUUUUGGGGGCAAUUUACCUAGAUUCAAGGACAGAUGCCAAGUGCCUAUCCAUGACCAACGCAACAGAAACUCGCAACCUAAGCCAAUCUUGACCAGUGAGCUUGGCCAGAGCAUCGUAAAAGUGGAUCUGAGAGAAGUUCAGCCGCCCAUUAGGUUUGAUGUCAAUCCCAAUGAUCAUCUCCACGCGAUCGGAAAUAUAAUGGACCUGGAUAUAGACAGAUACAUUGAUUCUCUUUCUGGCACACUCAGUGAUAUUAAGCUGAAUGAUGAAGAUGGUAUCCUGGUAAUCUGCGAUAAUCAACAAGAUGGGCAUGGGCAAGUGCAGCCCGGUUCUGACUCAAUUGUAAAAUGGAGUUCACACGAGAUGAAAUCAUACAAAGAUUAUGAUUAUAAUACGAGGAACAUGCUUCACAACAACCGAAACCGUAUGGAGUACGACUUAUUAUCAAAUGUUGAAAUUGCAAAUGAAAAUAACGGUACGUCUCAGAAAUCCCAAAAUUCUCCAGAGCUAGAAAGACAAAACAACACCGAGGAGAAUCUCUUACUGGUCUGCGACGAUACGAUAAACGAAAUUUUAAAAAUUUCGCAACAACAGAACUUAUAGCGUAAUAAUGCAUAUAGAAACUUAUGUCAACUGCCAACGAGUUAUUUCUGACACUUAUCUGACAAAGUUGUCCUCGAGUACUAGGCAAUUUGUGAUAUUUUACUCUUUCUGAUUGUGUAAUGACGUAUAGUAUUGUAGUUAUCCCUAUAAAUAUACAUAUUGUUAAUGAUUUUCGCAUGUACUAUAGAAAGAGCUCACAUAUGAAUAAUACACUUUUUAAUUCUUCGGUGUUCAUCCAUGUAUCAAAUUCUGCUCACAUUUCUACAGAAUUUUUAUAUUUUUUAUAUAUUCUUUUAAAACAGUUAGACCUACAUGUUAAAUGUAGGUCAAGGUCGCCUGAAUGGAGUUUUUUUGAAAAUUUUAUUUAUAUUAAAUGUAGGUUAUGAUCACCGGUGGGCUUGCGAGUUUGAUAUGAAUAUAAUUUUAAAUAAAAAUGCAUUAAUUGAAAAAAAAA